CAGACCCCAGGCAUGGAAUAGCGGGUGGUUUUUGUCGCGGCAGAUUUUAUGGAAUGUCAAGACAGUGACUGCUUGGUGGUGAGAUUACUGAACCAUGGACCUUCAGGAUCUCCCUGCUGCUGACACACCUCUCACUGUCAAUGAACAGGUGAUAGUGAUGUCUGGUCAUGAGACGAUCCGUGUCCUGGAAGUGGAGGUAGAUCAAGCCUCUCUUCCAUCCUCAAUGCCUGAUGGGAGGACUGAUUCGGGGGGUGAGGAUGUGAGUAAUCAGGCUAAGCAACCUGAGGCAGGAACACAGGACAGCCCGCCAGCACCCCACAACACUGGGGGAGUAGUGCUGGGGGACCAGGUGGUGGCUGUCGAUUCUGCAGCCUCUGCUGUCCAGACUCUUGCUCAGACUGCAGUUCCCAUCAGUGUCUCCCUGUCGCAGCCACAGGCCACCAUGCCCAUCACUGUGCAGAGCUUGCAGGGCUGUCAACAGGUCCUGACACAGGAUGGUCUGGCCACUCUGAUGACAGGGAUGAUGGCCCAGACAGGCUCCCUGGGCCAGCCCCUGCUCAUCCCCCUCAGCAUGGCAGGGUCCAUGGGGGGCCAAGGCCUGGCUGUCCUCACCUUCCCCACCAGCAACGUAGCCACACUCCCUGGCCUUUCAGCUGCCAGCCAGUCCGGAGGCCUCCUCAAACUACCCUUUGCCGGCUUGCAAGGCUUACAAGGCUUGCAAACAGCCACUGUGCUAAACCCUGUCCAGACCCAGCAGGCGGUUUUCCAGUCUCAGACAGCAUCACUACAGCAGGUCCAGGCAGCUAUGCAGCAGGCUCAGCAGAACACGCAGGUGGCUGCAGCACAACUGACCCAGGCCAUGCCGUCCGUCUCUCAGCCCAGUGUGUCUGUGUCAACACUCCAGUCUGCAGGCCUCUCCAUCAACCCUGCCAUUAUCAGUGCUGCGUCUCUAGGGGCUCAGCCUCAGUUCAUCAGCUCCCUCACUUCCACUCCCAUCAUCACCAGUGCCAUGUCUGGAAUCACCAGCCAGAUCAUCACCAACGCACAGGGACAGGUGAUUGGAACCAUCCCCCUGAUGCUGAACCCUGCCUCACUGACAGGAGGGGCUGCUACUCAGGCUCUGAAUCUCCAGGGCUUUCAAGGCCUGCAGGUCCAGACAGUCCAGCCACAGCUGGUUCUGAACAACCAGGGCCAGAUCAUUGCUACCAUAGGAAAUGGACCUGCUGCAGUCCCCACUUCUGCUGCUGUUAUUCCCAAGCAUAAUGUUCCUGUGCCAUUCUCGAAGCCCAGCACCCAGGCUCAGGUAACAACUGUUACGCAAUCACCUGUGGUCAUCGCCCCACAACCAUUUGCAAUGAAGACAGUCACUCCAAUCUCCUCCUCAGUCCCGAUCACCUGUGGAGACACACCCACCGUGGGUCAGCUCGUCAGCAAGCCACAGCAAGGGUGCACAGAUGAAGAGGGCAUUAAUCUGGAAGAGAUUCGAGAGUUUGCCAAGAACUUCAAGAUCCGCCGGCUGUCCCUGGGGCUGACGCAGACACAAGUGGGACAGGCCCUCACGGCUACAGAGGGCCCGGCCUACAGCCAGUCUGCCAUCUGCAGGUUUGAGAAGCUGGACAUUACACCCAAGAGUGCUCAGAAACUGAAGCCCGUGCUGGAGCGGUGGCUGGCCGAAGCAGAACUAUGGAACCAAAAGGGUCAGCAGAAUUUGAUGGAAUUUGUGGGUGGUGAGCCGUCCAAGAAACGCAAGCGUCGCACCAGCUUCACCCCGCAGGCCAUCGAAGUGCUCAACACCUACUUUGAGAAGAAUGCCCUGCCAACGGGCCAGGAGAUUACGGAAAUCGCUAAGGAGCUCAACUACGACCGUGAGGUUGUCCGUGUAUGGUUCUGCAACAGGCGGCAGACACUGAAAAACACCAGCAAGAUCAAUGUGUUUCAAGUUCAGCCUUAAGCCUGUGCAGUAAGCGGCCGUUGACUAGUAGGAAACUUGGAAGGACAGCAUAAUCAGCUCAAGAAAAACGUUUUGUAAAGACCGUAACACAGUCAACCUUAGUAAGUAAAAAAUUAUAUGGACUUUGGGAAGGAAAAGGACACUGAAUGACACUUGAACUGAGUCUUACUAUAUGGACAUCGAAAAUUCAGUUAUCUCCUUUUGUUUUGAUGUGUGGGGGAGUGAAAGAAAGACAUUGCAUGUGAAACGUGAUUGGGUUAAUGUUCACAGACCCUCUAUUGUCAGUUUGACAACCUCUUGUUUCAUUUAUUGAUAUAUCAUGCCAUUUGUAAAGCAAUGGCUAGAAUUUUGAUACACCUGGUUUUAUACACUUACCAUACAGUUUUGUAAGUGGCUGUCUAUGAAUUUUAUAGCAAUGGCCUCGAAAGAUAUUGGCUUACAGUUGUACAACAUCCAAUCAAGCUGUUCUGAUAUUAUGCGGGUGCCACCAAAAAUAUAGGUUUGGAACUGGUACGUACAAUAUUUGUGCGUCUAACUUUCUCACUCAUCAUUAUUCACGAUUCAUUCAGGAUUAUCCGUAAU
Salvelinus namaycush (lake trout) is the source of this 2533-nucleotide messenger RNA. RefSeq names its product POU domain, class 6, transcription factor 1-like. The coding region runs from base 95 to 1951 and encodes 618 amino acids. Lineage: Eukaryota; Metazoa; Chordata; Actinopteri; Salmoniformes; Salmonidae. Gene Ontology annotation, biological process: regulation of transcription by RNA polymerase II. The transcript has 11 exons. The record is from RefSeq and is a predicted model, not a curated record. Gene Ontology annotation, molecular function: RNA polymerase II cis-regulatory region sequence-specific DNA binding; DNA-binding transcription factor activity, RNA polymerase II-specific.